Molecule: messenger RNA, 2634 nt
Organism: Protobothrops mucrosquamatus (brown spotted pit viper)
Lineage: Eukaryota; Metazoa; Chordata; Lepidosauria; Squamata; Viperidae
Gene: SKI
Product: SKI proto-oncogene
Exons: 10
Coding region: 1-2334 (777 amino acids)
Biological process (GO): negative regulation of BMP signaling pathway
Cellular component (GO): nucleus
Molecular function (GO): SMAD binding; RNA polymerase II cis-regulatory region sequence-specific DNA binding; DNA-binding transcription factor activity, RNA polymerase II-specific
Source: RefSeq, a predicted model, not a curated record
AUGGAGACGGUCCCUCGGAGCGGCUUCCAGCCUCACCCCGGCCUGCAGAAGACCCUGGAGCAGUUUCAUCUCAGCUCCAUGAGCUCGCUGGGCGGGCCGGCCGCCUUCUCGGCCCGCUGGGCGCAGGAGCUGUACAAGCGCGAGAGCGCCAAGGAGGCGGCGGCGGUGGCGGCUUCCUCCGUGGGCCCCGAGCCGCCCCUGCCGCCGCUGCCCCCCAUCCCGCCGCCCCCGCCGCCGGUGAUGCCGGGCCCCUUCUUCAUGCCGUCGGACCGCUCGACGGAGCGCUGCGAGACCGUCCUGGAAGGUGAGACCAUCUCCUGCUUCGUGGUGGGCGGCGAGAAGCGCCUCUGCCUGCCCCAGAUCCUCAACUCGGUCCUGCGCGACUUCUCGCUCCAGCAGAUCAACUCGGUCUGCGACGAGCUGCACGUCUACUGCUCCCGCUGCACCGCCGACCAGCUGGAGAUCCUCAAAGUCAUGGGCAUCCUGCCCUUCUCGGCGCCCUCCUGCGGCCUCAUCACCAAGACCGACGCGGAGCGCCUCUGCAACGCCUUACUCUACGGGGGCGCCUUCCCGCCUGGCCGCUGCAAGAAGGAGCUGGCCGGCGGCGGGGGCAGCGCCCUGGAGCUGGAACUGGAGCUGACCGAGCGCAGCUUCAAAGUCUACCACGAGUGCUUUGGCAAGUGUAAGGGCCUGCUGGUGCCCGAGCUCUACAGCAGCCCCAGCGCCCCCUGCAUCCAGUGCCUGGACUGCCGGCUCAUGUACCCGCCGCACAAGUUUGUCAUCCAUUCCCACAAAGCCCUGGAGAACCGAACUUGCCACUGGGGCUUCGACUCGGCCAACUGGCGAGCCUACAUCCUCCUCAGCCAGGAUUAUGCCGGCAAGGAGGAGAAAGCCAGGCUGAGCCAGUGCCUGGACCAGAUGAAGGAGAAGUUCGACUACAGCCAUCGGUACAAGAGGAAGGCGCCCAGGGUGAGCUACAAGACUUGUAGGACCUUGGAGGAGCGAAUUAUAAUACAGAGCAGCGUCCCGUCCGAUCCUCCUGUCCCCAAGAAACCCAAAACGGACGAUGUCCUGCAGUCUCCCUUACUUGGUGAUAAAGAGAAACAGUCCAGUUGGUUACGAUCCUUGUCCAAUUCAUCCAGUAAGAAUAUUGGGUGUCUCCAUCCCCAGCAGCGUCUUUCCGCAUUCCGGCCCUGGUCCCCCGCCGUUUCAGCCAGCGAGAAGGAGGUCUCCAACCACAUCCCUCGGUUGAUCAGAGACAGUUUCUAUUCGUAUAAAAGUUUUGAGAACUCCGUCGCACCCAACGUGGCGCUGGCCCCUCCUCCUCAGCCAAAGAUCGUCAGCAACCCACUGUGCCCCCCGGCUGCCUUGCGGAACGGCGAGCCCCUGAGCAGCCCUCCCCAGCUCCGGAAAAGGAAACACGUCUCCGAACACCCGGCCGUGCCCGAACCGACGCCCGCUGCCCUGGCCACCGUCGCUCCUCCCGCCGCUACCACGGAAGAAGACAAGGAAUCCGAAGCCGAGAUAGAAGUAGAAACACGAGAAGAAUGUAAGUUCACUUCCUCCCUGUCCUCGCUCUCCUCCCCAUCCUUCACCUCUUCGAGUUCAGCCAAGGACAUGAACUCCCCCAGCCUGCAAGUCCAGCCUGCCCUCCCCGCCAGCAGCAGCAGCAGCAGCAGCAGCAGCAGCAGCAGCAGCAGCAGCAGCACCGUCUUCGAAGGCUCGAGUCACGCCGAGCCUCCCAACGGCCCCAAUGGGCUGGAAGCCGAGCUGGAGCAUCUGAGGCAGGCCUUGGAUGGCGGUCUGGACACGAAAGAAGCCAAAGAGAAAUUCCUCCAUGAGGUGGUGAAGAUGAGGGUGAAGCAGGAAGAGAAGCUCAACGCUGCCUUGCAAGCCAAGCGCAGUCUCCACCAGGAGCUGGAGUUCCUCCGCGUGGCCAAGAAGGAGAAGCUGAGGGAGGCGACGGAAGCCAAGCGCAACUUGAGGAAGGAGAUUGAGCGCCUCCGGGCAGAGAAUGAGAAGAAAAUGAAAGAGGCCAACGAGUCCCGGAUACGGCUCAAGCGGGAACUGGAGCAGGCCCGACAGGUCCGGGUGUGCGACAAAGGCUGCGAGGCCGGCCGUCUACGAGCCAAGUACUCGGCCCAGAUCGAAGAUCUGCAGGUGAAGCUCCAGCACGCGGAGGCCGACCGGGAACAGCUGCGGGCCGACCUCUUGCUCGAGCGCGAAGCACGCGAGAACUUGGAAAAAGCCGUCAAGGAACUGCAAGAGCAACUAUGGUCGAAGCAUAACGACCUGCCCAGCGGUGCCCACACCCCGAAAGACCCCGAGAACUGAGCCCCCCCCGGGCCCGAGACCGGUGGAAUCGAUGCGCUGCCUGUGGCCCCAGGGCCGAUCUGUGCAUAGUAAGCGAGAAUGCGUGGAAGAGGCGUUUUUUUCCCCCCAUCCCUGCAUGUGGCUAAAAAAACCCCCAUGGAUCUGGUUCUUAAUCGGAGGGCAAAUGUUACUCUUUAUAACGAAAGCACUGAAUUCUGCCUCUUUUUUUAAAAAAAAAAUCCGUAUAGCACAACAUUUUCCUGUGCCUAUAACGUGAAAAGUGUUUAUAAAUCUACUCUUUGGAGUCUGCAGCAAAAAAGA